UUCCAUGUUUUGGAGGAAGUGAAACUAGUGUUAGCUAGUUAGCUAACAAACCGCUUUGUUUGUGCACCUAGAACAGUGCUUCUAACUUAUAUAAGUUAUGUGGAUACGUCUUCAGUGCAAGUACUUAUUGUAGCGUUGGAACUAAUGGAUUUAGUUACCUAGUUAGCUGUAAGCUGUCUCAAAUUAGCCCCAUGCUAGGCGAGCUAAUGUCAACAGCACAGAGCAGUUUGAGCUGCUAGGAGUUUGAACUGCUGGAGGACAGUUCAGCUAGUUCAUCAUGAAGACCAAUUCCAAGUCCUACAAGCUUGUGCUGCACAAGAAAGGUUUUGGUGGAAGCGAUGAUGAGUUGGUUGUCAACCCAAAAGUUUUCCCUCAAGUCAGUCUGGGGGACAUAAUUGAGAUCGCACAUCCCACAGACGAAUACAGCCCUCUCUUGCUGCAAGUGAAGAGCUUAAAAGAGGAUCUGCAGAAAGAGACGAUCAGUGUGGACCAGACUGUAGCACAAGCCUUCAAGCUGCGUGCUUACCAGGAUGUUACCGUUAACAUUGUUGACCCGAAGGAUGUAACGCUGGACCUGGUGGAGCUGACGUUCAAGGACCAGUACAUCGGCAGAGGAGACAUGUGGAGGCUGAAGAAGAGUCUGGUGAGCACAUGUGCUUAUGUGACCCAGAAGGUGGAGUUUGCAGGAAUCAGAGCUCAGGCCAGUGAACUCUGGGUGAAGGGAGAGAAAGUGACCUGUGGGUACAUCAGUGAAGAUACCAGGGUGGUGUUCAGAUCCACGUCUGCCAUGGUCUACAUCUUCAUCCAGAUGAGCUGUGAGAUGUGGGACUUUGACAUCUAUGGUGAUCUCUACUUUGAGAAAGCUGUAAACGGUUUCCUGUCUGACCUUUUCACCAAGUGGAAGGAGAAGAACUGCAGUCAUGAGGUGACAGUUGUACUUUUCUCACGUACAUUCUACAGUGCAAAAACUAUAGAGGAAUUUCCAGAGAUUUUGAGAAGUUCGAUCAGACAGGAUCACGAGGGACGCUUCUAUGAAGACUUUUACAGGGUUGUGGCUCAGAAUGAGAGACGGGACGAGUGGACGUCAUUGCUGGUCACCAUAAAGAAGCUCUUCAUCCAGUAUCCUGUGCUGGUGCGACUGAAAGAAGCAGAUGGUUUUCCUGUGGGUUAUAACUCCACUGCUGCUCAGGGAAACUAUCUAGAGGCCAUUAACCUUUCCUUCAAUGUGUUCGAUAAGCACUACAUCAACCGUAACUUCGACCGCACCGGCCAGAUGUCGGUGGUCAUCACACCCGGUGUCGGGGUGUUCGAAGUCGACCGUCUGCUUAUGAUUCUCACCAAGCAGCGUAUGAUUGACAACGGUAUCGGUGUGGACUUGGUGUGUAUGGGGGAGCAGCCUCUACAUGCUGUGCCAUUAUUUAAGCUACACAACAGGACGACACCCGGGGACUCUCGUGUGGGAGACGACUACAACCUGCCUCACUGGAUCAACCACAGCUUCUACACCUCCAAAAGUCAGAACUCUUGCAGCUCCUUCACCCCUCGAAUCAAACUGGCUGGUCGUAAGCUUCAUGCUGAAAAAUUCAAGAGCAGCAAAGAGCACACUCUCUGUGCACCAAAGGACUCAGACAACAGCCUGCCGAUUCAGGUGGACUACGACGCCUACGAUGCUCAGGUGUUUCGACUUCCAGGUCCUUCACGAAUUCAGAGGAGCACCAACUUUAGGAUGGGUCGAGAUAAAGAAACAAGCGGGAGGAAGAGCUGGGGCUCGGUGGACGUCAGCGCAGGCAUCGGCGCCUCCCCUCCUGUUCGUUCAGGAGGUCCUGAGGAGCAGCGUAGCCUGGCCUCUGAUGAUAGUCUGGGUCCUGUGUCCAACAUGCUGCUGAUCCCCCGCAUGCCUCCUGCUCAGUAUGAAGUCAGCAGCUCUUUGGGAUACACCAGCACCAGAGAGUUAUUAGAGAAGAUGAUGGACUCUCAGCGGGACUCCAGCGCCCCGGGCAGGUUCACUGUGGGCAGUGCUGAGUCCACCCUGCACAUCCGUCCAGGAGGCUACACCCCUCAGAGAGCGCUCAUUAACCCCUUCACCCCAUCCAGGAUGCCCAUGAAGCUCACCUCCAACCGCCGGCGCUGGAUGCACACCUUCCCUGUCGGUCCCUCUGGGGAGGCCAUCCAGAUCCAUCACCAGACCAGACAGAACAUGGCUGAACUGCAGGGCAGCCAGCAGAGAGAUCCGGCCCACACCUCCGCCGAGCUGCUGGAGCUGGCCUACCACGAGGCCACCGGGAGGCGAACGACCUCCAGGCACGCAGGAGAGAACGGCCUUUACAUCGGUGGAGGGAUGGAGGAGUUCCAUGGAAGCCCAAGCAGCAGCAACAGUGGAACUCUCACCAACCGUGGCUCCUCAUUUCAAGACUUUUCUGCUGGCGGUACCGAUCCAACCCUGCUGCUGUCUGCGCCCCCGACAGUGCCCAGCUUCUGCUGCACGGUGGGGGUGGACUGGAAGUCUCUGACCACACCGGCCUGCCUCCCCCUCACCACCGACUACUUCCCCGACCGCCAGACGCUGCAGAACGACUACACUGAAGGCUGCUAUGACCUGCUGCCGCACAGUGACCUGGAGAGGCGAGAAGAUGAAGCUCCAGUGAUGAGUGCAUGUCAGGUGUUUGAGGAGUUCAUCUGUCAGAGGUUGAUGCAAGGAUACCAAAUCAUUGUUCAGCCAAAUAACAGGAAAACGCAGCCGGCUGUGGCCACGCCCCUCGGCAGCAGCCCUCUUUACUCCAGAGGUCUGGUGUCUCUGCGUCGGGCAGAGGAAGAAGAGACGGUAUACUGGCUCAGCAUGGGCCGAACUUUCCAUAAAGUCUGCCUCAAAGACAAGAUAAUCACUGUGACUCGCUACCUACCAAAGUAUCCGUAUGAGUCGGCUCAGAUCCAGUACAGCUACAGCCUUUGUCCUCCGCACUCUGAUGCUCAGUUUGUUUCCUGCUGGGUGGAGUUUGGACAUGAGAGACUGGAGGAAUACAAGUGGAACUACCUGGAUCAGUACAUCUGCUCUGCCGGCUCAGAGGACUUCAGCUUGAUUGACUCGUUGAAGUUCUGGAGGACUCGCUUCCUCCUGCUGCCAGCCGGAGGGGCUCGGCGGGUGGCGGAUGGGGAGGGUCACUGGGACGUGUAUGGGGAGGGAGCUGGUGCUGGGAUGGCUGGCAGCGGGGACUGGGUCUUACUGGACGGCUUCAUUCGAUUCCUGGAAGGUCUCAACCGCAUUCGGCGACGUCAUCGAUCUGACAGGAUCAUCAGGCAGAAAGGCACACCGAUGAAAGGCCUGCAGGUGACCAGUCCUCUCCCUCCGUAUCCUACUGAACCUGUACCACCACCUCAAGGGAAGAAAGGCACAUCAGCUUUAUCAGCCCUGCUGGAGAUGGAGCAGAACCAGAAGACACUAGAAGAGCAGCAGCAGUCAAAGCCCUCAGCAGCAGUCAGUGACUCCUCAAGUGUUGCCACAGCUUCCACAUAUGUAGACAGUCCCCGCAAGGACGCUGCCUUUAUUUUGGAUUUUAUACGUAGCCCUCGCUCCUCCUACAUCUAUCACUCUCAGCUGCCUGCUGAGACCAGUGAGGCCGCUGAUAAAGGAGUUCAGUCUGGAGUCACAGCUGGAGCAGCAGCACAGCCAUCAGCAGAGACUACAGCAAACACCUCCGACACCAGGUGAGCUUUAGCUUUAUGUACAGCACAGAUACUGAUGAAUGUGUCUGUGCUGUUGUGAUACCACAGGACAGGUGUGCAGCUGCUUCCAGAGCAGAAAGGUCUUCCACUCAACUGCUUUAUCAGCGCGGAGGUUGUUCAUUGGCUGGUUAACAACGUGGAGGGCGUGGCCACACAGGGGAUGGCUGUCGAUAUCAUGCAGAAAAUGCUGGAUGAAGGCUUGGUGGCCCACGCUUCAGGAGACGCCAUGCGCAUCUUCGUCUACGGCUUCUACUUCUACAGGAUAGUAGGAGAGAAGGAUGGCCUGACCUCUCAGCUCCCCACCACAGCGGCCGGAGGCUGGUCAGCUGCAGCCCUGGAGGACUUUGCGCUGUUCCAGAGGAAGUGGUUCGAGGUGGCCUUCGUGCUGGAGGAGCGACGACCGUGCGACCUCCCGGCCUUCCUCCUGCCCUGGCUGCCCAGCCGGCCGGCCUCCUACGCAAGUAGGCACAGCUCCUUCAGCCGCAGCUUUGGAGGACGCAGCCAGGCCGCCGCUCUGCUAGCCGCUACAGUCCCAGAGCAGAAGACGGUCACGCUGGACGUGGACGUCAACAACCGCAGCGACCGAACAGAAUGGUGCAGCUGUUAUUACCACGGAAACUUCUCCCUCAACGCUGCCUUCGAGAUCAAGCUGCACUGGAUGGCUGUCACUGCUGCAGUGCUCUUUGAGAUGGUUCAAGGCUGGCACAGGAAAGCAGCCUCCUGUGGUUUCCUGUUGGUGCCUGUGCUGGAAGUUCCUUUCGCUCUGACGUCUUACCUGUACGGAGACCCACUGAGAGCCCAACUCUUCAUCCCACUCAACAUCCACUGUCUGCUCAAAAACAGCAACGACAACCUGUUUGAAGGUUUUGAACCAGAAACAUACUGGGACAGGAUGCAGCUGUUCCAGGAGGCCAUACUCUACAGAUUCGGCUUCGUGCACGACAAGUUUUCUGCUUCUACGUUUAACUUCCCGUCUGAGAACAAGCCUCAGUACAUCCAUGUAACAGGCACCGUGUUCCUGCAGCUGCCGUACUCCAAGAGAAAGUACUCGAGCGGGCAGCAGCGCCGGCGCAGGAACUCCACCACCUCCAACAGCCAGGGUCCGUUCGGCGGCGAGGAGCGGGUCGGCUACUACUGGGCCUACAACACCAUGCUGACCAAAGCCUGGAGGACCGGGGUGCUGGGCGACGAGAGGCUGGCCGACCGCCUGCUGCGAGACUUCACCGACUUCUGCGCCAACAAGGACAACAGACUGCUGAACUUCUGGGACAGCUGCCAGGAGAAAAUGAACGCCAGCGCCCCCUGACAGGAGGAGGGGGGACUGCAGGAAAACUUGACGUAGAAGAAGAAGAGGAGAGAGAACUGUGAAAAGAGUAUUUUUAACUUAUUUUUGUCCCGCAACAUGUUAAACAGUAUUUAUGCUCGUCUGAAGCACUGAGCUUGUUCAACUGGACUCUGUGAGGAGCAGAUAGACACGAUUCUAAUUCCUGCUGUUGUAUGAAACCCCAGAGCUGACUGAAGGCUGUAACAGCAACCGAACGCAUCAGAAAGUUACAUUUUUGGUUGAAUAAUUAAAAAGGAAUGUAUUGAAAGUGCAAA
Messenger RNA from Stegastes partitus (bicolor damselfish), 5319 nucleotides. RefSeq names its product DEP domain containing 5, GATOR1 subcomplex subunit (gene depdc5). The record is from RefSeq and is a predicted model, not a curated record. Gene Ontology annotation, molecular function: GTPase activator activity. Lineage: Eukaryota; Metazoa; Chordata; Actinopteri; Pomacentridae. The transcript has 42 exons. Gene Ontology annotation, cellular component: GATOR1 complex; lysosomal membrane. Gene Ontology annotation, biological process: intracellular signal transduction; positive regulation of autophagy; negative regulation of TORC1 signaling.